This is a messenger RNA of Penaeus monodon (black tiger shrimp), 3663 nucleotides long. Its product is annotated as dual specificity protein kinase splA-like. Bases 107 to 2275 code for a protein of 722 amino acids. The transcript is spliced from 7 exons. The record is from RefSeq and is a predicted model, not a curated record. NCBI's taxonomy places the organism in Eukaryota, Metazoa, Arthropoda, Malacostraca, Decapoda, Penaeidae.
UCCCCUCCAGCGCCUCUUGUCCCUUGUCGAGUCAAGGUUGGCCGCCUUCGGAUUUUGGUGAUUUUACACGGUUUUAAUGGAAAGAGGGUAAAGCUUGAGGGAAGACAUGGCAGAGCCGGCCCCAGAGGCUGCUGGCUUUGCCCAGGACCUGUUCUCGCCUCUCCAGUUCUGUGAGGUGGUUCAGGAAGGCCAGGGCAGCCACCACCAUGUCAAGGACGAACCACGGCCUCAGCAGCAGGCCCAGCUGGGAACCCCACACUCCUCAGCCCCUGUGACCUCCAUGGUCAAUUUGCCGGGAGUGACAACCACCGUUCCAUCGACAGCUAGUACUCAGCACUUGCACAUUCAAGCACAAACUUCCAUGGCUCAGAUGGUGCAGCAACAUCAGCAGCAGCAGCAUGUACAGCAGCAUCCACAUGUACAGCAGCAGCAACAGCAGACAUUAUCGCAGUCCCAGUUAAUGCAACAACAAUUGAGUGUUCAGCAGCAAGCGCAGUCAAUAGCGCAGCGUCAGAUGAUGCAACAUCAACAACAGCAAGCCCAACAACAAGUUCAGCAGGCUGCCCACCAGGCACAGCAGCAGGUUGCUCAACAGCAGGCCCAGCAGCAAGCCCAGCAGCAGGCUCAACAGCAAGCUCAGCAGCAAGCCCAAGUUCAACAGCAAGUUCAGCAACAAGCCCAGGUUCAGCAAGUUCAACAGCAAACCCAGGUUCAGCAAGUUCAACAGCAAGCCCAAGUUCAGCAGCAAGUUCAACAGCAAACCCAGGUUCAGCAGCAAGUUCAACAGCAGGUGCAACAGCAGGUGCAGCAGGUUCAACAACAGACUCAGCAGCAAGUACAACAACAGGCUCAGCCAUCAACGCAGCAAAUGAUGCAAUCUCAGCAACAGACACCAAAGCAGCAACAAUUGCAGCAGCAGCAGCAGCCUGGGCAACAGCAAGUGCAGCCAAGUCAGCCACAGCAGCAGGUGCAAAUGGCCCAGCCUGCAGUGAAUAAUGUACAGCUUGUAAAUGGUCUUCAGAUGCCAGUUGCAGUGCAGCAUCCCAACACUGCAAAGACGCCACCUUCAUCUGGCGUAACUCCCGGUGCAGCAACUGCUUCCCCGCCUCUGAUUGUGUUUACAGGCAUUGUUACCAGUGAAGGAGUGCCUGUCAACAAUGUGCCUACCUCUUCAACAAAUGCAGCUAAUGGAACCACAAGUGGAACUAGUAGUUCGGAUGUGAAACCAGUCCCUGUAAAACGUACUUGGCGACGGCCGUGGAAGAAGAAGAAGGAGCGAGAGAAGAAGCAGCCUGUGAAGAAGGCCCGUAGAGUAAAAAGGAAGCGAGUAGUUGUCCCAAAAAAGAACAUCAUCCACAUAGAUCCAAGGAAUGGACCUGUGAUUGACACAACAGUUACCCAGAUCAAGAGGGAAUCGGAGGAAGCCAUAAACCAGUUGAAACAAAAGCGACAACGUAUAAAGCUGAACAGAAAUUCAGGAAGGGAAUAUGUGAAUCGCUUAGGAAAGGUGGUUGGGGCACGGAUGAUUGGUUCACCUUGCAACUGCCCUCUCAAGUGCUGGGAGCGAAUGGGUUCAAAGAUUUUAGAAAUUUUCAAUAAUUUCUGGGAUUUGAGUGACUUUAAUCUCCAAAAUUCAUACCUCUUUACGUGUCUCAAGCUGUGUGAUGUCAAGCGUCGUUACACCAAGAAGGUAAAUCCUGCAGAGGAAUCCCGAAGACAAAACACUUUUGAGUACUUCGUUCGUAUUAGUGGCAAACACUUGCGAGUUUGUAAAAGAGCUUUCAUGAGCUCACAUGGGCUGACCAGUGAUAAGAGAUUACGAACUCUAUUUCAUCAAAUGAAGGAUGGAGCUUUAGUGCCAGAGCCAGAUAGAAGAGGCAAACAUCUACGACCUGCAAAAUCUCCAAAUCAAAUGAGUCCAACUCAAACCAUAGAACAAUGCCAGGGGAGUAACAAAGCGAAGAAACCCCGCACUGUUAAGAAGAAGCAGAAUAAUAAACAAGAAAACAAGCCAAUGUAUACCCCCCCUCCCCCUCCAAUGGGUCACAUCCAUCCCCAUUGUACUCCUCCUCCACCUCCGGCACACACCGCCGCAAUGCAGGAGCCUCCACAUGCCUACAUCCCUAACGGUGAUAUCUACUUCCCAGGCCACUAUCUAGAGCCGCACCAGUCAAUGGCUCCCCCGCCCAUGAACCAGAUUCCUUCUUGCCAAAAGAUGUUGGAAGCUCCAGCUUACUUCAUGGCUGGUAUGAAAGAGAACACCUUCCAUCAGUGACUAGAGUAAGCCUUCCACUGCUAAGUUCACCAUAUAGUUUAUACUUUUUUUGUUUUGUUUUUUUUUUAAGUUGUAAGAGAUUUUGUUUUUAUGGAUUGAUAUUUAAAUUCCGUUUUUCAGCGCCCAAGUAGGACUGAUUUUAUAUAAGAUUUUGUUUGUAUAAAACUUAUCUUAUUUGUAUUUAAAGAAAAAUAGAUGAUUUUGGUGUGGAAGGUGUUGCGUCAUGAGUAUUUCUGUGGCAGCUAGAUUUUUUUUUUUUUUUUUUUUUUUUUUUUUUUUUCAUUUUGGUAGAAUGUUUUAUUAUCAGUGUUUAUAUUGUACUCCUAUAAAUUUUAUUUUUGUGAUUGUUAGCAUUAGUAUGAUGGGUAUUAUUAUAUUUUUGUUUUUUGAUUAUCAAUAAAUAUAUAAUGUUCUCGGUAUUACUAAUAAUGAUGAUAAUGAGAACUGGGUUGAAUAUUAUCAGGGCAUUUGUUAAUAUUAUUAUCUAUUAAAUGUAUAAAUUUCAACUUGUUAGUUAGAAAACAUUGAAACUUGGACAUAGAUUUCAGAAUCUAUUGCUUAAACUUGUGUAAUAUGGAUAAAUUACGGUUCCAUUUGCUUGUAAAGAACAGGUACUGAACAUUCCAGUAUUCUUAGUAAUUUCUAAAAGAUAAAAUAUUCUAAUUUGUCUUUCUUAUAGUUCUGAUUUUGGUUGCUAUUUAUAAGCUAGAAGCUAGUCUAACCAGAUAACUGCAUUUGUCAUAGAUAUUGAGGGCUCAGGGAGGGUUAUGUUGCAGUGUUUCAUGCCGAGAGAGCGAUGUCCAUUUUGAGAAGACGGCAGCUGUCAUACCUGAUUUUGACAGAUUUUUUACUUUUGUGAUGAUGUUUCACUCAAAUCUUCGAUUUGGGCUUUAUACAAGAACUAAAGAAGUAGCAAAUAUCAAAUCUAUCAGCAUUAGAGAGCAUGAGUGCUCUCUAGAAGGGAAAUUUUGCUGACAAAACCUUAUGAUAUUCAUAUGUAUGUAUAUAUCACAUUAUUGCUUCAUAGCUUAAUACUAAUUGAUGCCAAAAUAGUAUUUGAAUGCUCUGAUCUCUUUAAAAAUCAUUAUCAUCCUAAAACCUUUACUUAAGCAGCAAUGGGUGUUUACUUGUUGAUGCUGGGAGUGUGUAUGAAUGCAUGUAUUGUCCACUGUGAUUUUGUUUUAUAGAGUUUGUUUACAAAUAGAUGGAUUCACAAGCAUUUAGUCACCAAGCAGUCAGUUACUAGACCUACUUGACUUCACUUAUGUACACCAUUCUUAAAUUUUCAGUUUUUUAUUUAUUUAUUUAUUUAUUUUUAUUUUUACUAUUAUCAUUAACCUCCACGUCCUCCUUCUCCUUCUCCUUCUCCUUCUCCUUCUCUUUCUCCU